Aspergillus mulundensis is the source of this 1041-nucleotide messenger RNA. RefSeq lists its product as uncharacterized. The transcript has a single exon. The record is from RefSeq and is a predicted model, not a curated record. NCBI's taxonomy places the organism in Eukaryota, Fungi, Ascomycota, Eurotiomycetes, Eurotiales, Aspergillaceae. The coding region runs from base 1 to 1041 and encodes 346 amino acids.
AUGCAAACCAUCAAGAGCCUCUGGGUGCAGACGUUCCCCUCGAAACCCACCCUCACAGCGGCCACGCUCCCUCCGCAAACCGGCAAAGUCAUCAUCAUCACAGGCGCCACCUCAGGCCUGGGCUUCGAGCUCGCCCGCGUCCUCUACAACGCCGGCGCAACAGUCUACAUCGGCGCCCGCAACGAGGCCAAAGCCAAAGCCACAAUCGAGACCAUCACCAGCACAAGCCCAAGCUCAAGCACAGGCUCAACCUCAACCCCGAACCCCGGGACCCUCCACUUCCUCCCCCUCGACCUCGCCGACCUCCGCACAAUCGCGCCAUUCGUCCAGUCCUUCCUAUCCCUCUCAUCCCGCCUCGACAUCCUCUUCAACAACGCCGGCGUCGCCAGCAUCCCGCCAUCCACCCGCACCGCCCAAAACCUCGAACCACACCUCGGCACAAACUGCGCGGCCCCCUACCUCCUCACCCAGCUCCUCUCGCCCCUCCUCACAUCCACAGCCCAGAACCCCUCCACACCACGCAACAGCGUCCGCGUCAUCUGGACCAGCAGCAUGCUCGUCGACGCGCUCGCACCCCGCUCCGGAAUCCGGCAGUCCGACCUGGACCCCGACGCCCCGAAUCCAAACAUGAAUGUCAACUACGCGCUCAGCAAGACGGGGAACUGGUUCCUUGCGGACCGGCUGGCGAAACAGCUUGGCGAGCAGGGCGUCGUCAGCGUCACGCAGAACCCGGGGAACAUCUACACGCCGAUCUUCGACAAUGCGCCCCGGCUGGCGGUGUGGCUUUCCAGGCCGAUUUAUUAUACGCCGCGGCAGGGGGUCAAUACGAUAUUGUGGGCGGGGCUUAGUGAGAGUGUUACGGUGGAACGGGGGGGUGGGUAUGUGAUUCCGUUUGGGCGGUGGCAUCCGUUUCCGAGGAGGGAUUUGCUUGAGGCGAUGAGGGAUAAGGAGGAGGGUGGGGAUGAGGCGGAGAAUGAGGGGAGGGGGUAUGCGAAAGCUUUUGAGGAGUGGUGUGAGAAGGUUACGAGGGAGUUUCGUUGA